Molecule: messenger RNA, 1008 nt
Organism: Zingiber officinale
Lineage: Eukaryota; Viridiplantae; Streptophyta; Magnoliopsida; Zingiberales; Zingiberaceae
Product: transcription factor MYB10-like
Exons: 5
Coding region: 1-1008 (335 amino acids)
Source: RefSeq, a predicted model, not a curated record
AUGCAGAGUAGACUGAUGCACUUAAACGGCGCCGGCGGCCGCGACAGAGGCCAAAGCAGCAGGGCAAGCGGCGGCGGCCGCGAAAGAGGCAGCAGCGAGUUGAGGAAGGGGCGGUGGACAGAGAACGAGGACAAGAUCCUGUUGGAGUACGUGCGAAAGAACGGCGCCCGCAACUGGAGCUCCAUUCAAUGCCAAGGCUUGCUCCUCCGCGACAGCAAGUCCUGCCGCUUCCGCUGGGUCAACCAACUGCGGGACGAUCUCCCGAGGGUUAGGGGCAAGUUAUCGGAGGAGGAAGUGCGGCUGGUGAUGGAACUGCAGGAGCAGUGGGGGAAUAAGUGGGCGAGGAUAGCCACCCAGUUGCCCGGCCGAACAGAGAAUGAUGUCAAGAACUUCUGGGGUAGCACCAGGUGGAAGCAACUCACCGGGAUUGCGAGCGAUCUGAACCAUCGCCAGAAUUCUGCGCACUCCCAACCCCUUCCUCCUCCUCCGCAGGCUCAAAAUGCAUACGCUUCGCACAUUCUAAUCCAGGAUUCUUUUACGGAUGAUCCUCUCCCCCAGUUUGAUGGCGUCGUCGACGAGUAUUUAGGGCCCCGCUUCAUGAACUACAGUCCUCCGAGGCUCAAACUCGACGAGUUGCCAUGGUCACUGGACAACUGCAGUCCUCCGAUGCUCGAACUCGACGAGUUGGCAUGUUUACUGGAUAACUUCGACGAGCCGCCACCACCGCCGACGAAGCAGCUGCAUUGCGGCGGAUCCGAGUCCGACGACUAUCGACUCAUUAAUUGCAAGUGGCUCCGUUUCUGGGACCGCAGGGAUCUGAUCACCUGCGGGGCCGCCUAUCACGCGAGCCAUCGGCUCCUCCCUGAGGAGCCACGCUUCUUCGGCGUGAUGAGGUCGGUGCAGGAGACGGCGUUGCCAUGGCCACUGGACAACUUCGACGAGUUACCGCACGACAUGUUCGAUUUCAUGGAGCAGCCACCGCCGCCACCCACCACCCACUCGUACUAG